Messenger RNA from Lynx canadensis (Canada lynx), 1191 nucleotides. RefSeq names its product histone H2A-Bbd type 1-like. Gene Ontology annotation, molecular function: protein heterodimerization activity; structural constituent of chromatin; DNA binding. The transcript has a single exon. Gene Ontology annotation, cellular component: nucleosome. Bases 838 to 1191 code for a protein of 117 amino acids. The record is from RefSeq and is a predicted model, not a curated record. NCBI's taxonomy places the organism in Eukaryota, Metazoa, Chordata, Mammalia, Carnivora, Felidae.
AGCAGAGAAGGAAAUUAAAAUUAUUAAAAAUUUAAAUUAGAAAAAAUCAACAAAGUGCUCUUGGUGCUUUGGAUUCACCUAGAAGAAAUGAGACACCCCUGGGUAUUAACUGAGAAUGAGGUACACUUUUUUGUCUUUGAAUUUUAUCUGGCUCUGACAGGUGAAUCUAGUGGGCAUAUCACUGUGACCUCCAAAACAGUUAGAAGAUAUUUUCAAAGAGAGUGAAUGAACUCAUGACCUUUAUGUCGAUGUAACAUGAAAAUGUGUUAAGAGUCUUCACUGAUGAGGAAUUGGCGGAUAUUGUAACCAAUCCAGAAGAGAAUCCAAAGAAAGUAGAAAUAUUGAUAAUCUUUAAAUGUGUCAACGGGGGCAAAAUUGGGUUUAGUUUGGACCCCUACUGGACAAAGCAUUCAGUAUGUGUGUCCCUGACCAGCAAUUUACAAAGGGCUGUCAAAGAGCUCAAAGACCAUGGAAGGCCAGACCAGGUAACCUGGAGGGGAGUGUCCUCAAGACAGAGCACUGUGUCAGUGGAAAGGUUCGCGUUCUUGUUUGUACUAGACUGUUGAGGGCCAGGAGAAAGAGUUCCCUCGUAAAGAGGGUCCAGUGCAGUCAACAGGGAGACCAGGUUUCUGUCAUGGAUGUUUCCAGGCCAGUCCUGAGCAGGGCACAGUGACACCAGCGACACCAGUGACAUCAUAAUGUCGGAGGUGUCAUAUAAGCAGCUCCCUGACCAGUGAGGGGCACACUUGGUAGUAGGAGUCGGCGCCGACAUCCUGCCACCCUCGGGCCAGCGGGACGGUCAGGCUGGGCCGAUCGGGUUCCAACCCAGCACGCGGCAUGUCUGGGAGGCGCCGCCGCCGGCACCGUCGCAGACGGAGGAGGCACGCGGUGUCCCGCUCCAGGAGAGCCGAGCUGCAAUUCCCGGUCAGCCGCGUGGAGCGUCUCCUGCGAGAGGGUCGCUACGCCCCGCGCCUGAGCGCGUCCACCCCGGUCUUCCUGACCGCCGUUCUCGAGUACCUGACGGCCAACAUCCUGGAGCUGGCGGGCAAGGAGGCUCUGGACAGCCACAAGAUGCGCAUCACCCCGGAGCACGUGCAGCGAGCCCUGGGCAGCAACCAGCACCUCAGGGGUCUCCUCGAGAACAGCACCUCCCCUCGGGUGGAUGGGAUGCCCCAAGUUCGGAAGUGGUGA